GGAAAGGACCAUCCAACCACGUUCUCGCGGAAUCUCCCACUCUCGCUUCCCCACAUAUUCCACCCCCACCACCACUAAAACACACAAACUAACUACCACUACUACUUCAAUAAUCUCCAUUUUUGCCAUUAAAACGAAAAUCAUUGAGCUAUGAAGAGGUUCGUUGGAAGGGUUCGGAUCCAGUGGGUGUGGGUUAUGGUGGUAAUGCUGUGGUGUUUCGGAGGUGCAAUAUUGGGGACCGGAAAUGAGAAUAUUGCAAAGUACAAGGACCCGAAGCAGCCGGUUGGUGUUAGGGUGAAAGAUCUUAUUGGUAGAAUGACUCUACAGGAAAAGAUUGGUCAGAUGAUUCAGAUUGAUAGGAUUGCUGCUACUCCUCAUUUAAUGACCAAAUCCUUUAUCGGCAGCUUAUUAAGUGGCGGUGGGAGCACGCCGCGGCCACGAGCCAGUGCUGCAGAUUGGGUGAACAUGGUGAAUGAUUUCCAAAAGGGGUGUUUAUCCACACGUCUUGGUAUUCCUAUGAUUUACGGAAUAGAUGCCGUUCACGGACACAAUAAUGUAUAUAACGCCACCAUUUUCCCACACAACAUUGGCCUUGGAGCCACUAGGGACCCUGAGCUUGUGCGAAGGAUUGGUGAUGCAACUGCGAUCGAAGUUAGAGCAACUGGAAUUCAAUAUGCAUUUGCUCCUUGUAUUGCUGUAUGCAGAGAUCCUAGGUGGGGCCGAUGCUAUGAAAGUUACAGCGAGGAUCCAAAGGUCGUCCAAGAAAUGACGGAUAUUAUACUUGGGUUACAAGGCGAUAUUCCAAGUGGUUCGCGCAAGGGUGUUCCUUACGUCAUCGGAAAGAACAAGGUAGCAGCUUGUGCAAAGCACUUUGUUGGUGAUGGAGGAACGACGAGGGGCAUUAAUGAAAACAACACAUUGACAGACGUGCACGGUUUGCUCAGCAUUCACAUGCCUGCUUACUAUGACUCGAUUAUUAAGGGUGUCUCGACUGUCAUGGUUUCUUACUCCAGUUGGAACGGUAAAAAGAUGCAUGAAAACCGUGAAAUGAUCACCGGUUUUCUAAAGGGUACACUAAAAUUCAAGGGUUUUGUCAUAUCUGACUGGGCGGGCCUUGACCGAAUCACCUCUCCGCCACACGCCAACUAUACGUACUCUGUUCUAGCUGGUGUUCAAGCCGGAAUCGACAUGAUUAUGCUUCCGUACAAUGUCACCGAGUUCGUUAAUGACCUCACUUAUCUGGUCAAGAACAAGUUUAUUUCAAUGGACCGUAUCGAUGAUGCUGUUGAGAGGAUUUUGCUGAUCAAGUUCAACUUGGGUCUUUUCGAAAAUCCUAUGGCUGAUCUUAGCUUGGUCAACGAGAUUGGAAGCCAGGCACACAGGAAUAUUGCUAGAGAGGCUGUACGUAAAUCGCUUGUUCUACUAAAAAACGGAAAACGUGAAAGUGAACCGUUACUACCUUUGCCCAAAAAAGCCUCGAAGAUUCUAGUUGCGGGUAGUCAUGCCGACAAUUUGGGUUAUCAAUGUGGUGGUUGGACAAUAGCUUGGCAGGGAUUUAGGGGAAAUAAUGAGACAAGUGGAACAACAAUUCUCGAUGCUAUUAAGUCAUCAGUUGAUAAGAAAACCGAAGUUAUAUACAGCGAGAACCCCGACACUCAAUAUCUGAAAUCGAACCACUUCGAUUACGCUAUCGUAGCUGUCGGGGAGCAUCCUUACACAGAGACAGUAGGCGACAGUCAAACUCUGACAAUGGCCGAUCCCGGACCUGAUGUCAUCAACAACGUCUGCGGGUCCUUCAAAUGUGUCGUCGUCGUAAUUUCCGGGCGACCGAUUGUGAUUGAACCGUAUAUGUCGGUAAUCGAUGCUCUUGUUGCAGCCUGGUUACCUGGUACCGAAGGUCAAGGUGUGACUGAUGUUCUCUUUGGUGAUUACGGAUUCACAGGUAAACUUCCGAGGACUUGGUUUAGAAGUGUAGAUCAACUCCCGAUGAAUGUUGGUGAUUCGCAUUACGAUCCGCUUUUCCCGUUUGGAUUUGGACUUACAACCAAGACAAUGGUUGCAAGGUCUGUAUCAGCUGGCAUUGACGGGAGACCGUAUAUAGCUUUCGUCGUGAUUUUUCUGUUUGCGGGUUUGUACUUUCAAGUUAAAAGGAGGAAGUUGUCAAGAUCACAAGCAUCUGUUUGGCCAAGCUGGUUUUGCUCUUUUCUGUUAAACCGUUUUCAGAAUAGCCCGACGCAAAGAGGACGACGACAAGUCCAGCUGCAGACACUAUAGCAGGUUUCGUUCAACUUUAACAAUGGAAACUGCACAACCAUCUUCUCAAGUAAUAAUUUAUUUUUUGGCCAAAUGGUUCAUAAUUUUAUAAUUUUUAAUUUUUUUCUAUAUAUUUCAAAUUUGGUUUCUUGGUUAAUUUUUUGAGCUCAUAAGUUUUUUCACAAUGAUCUUAGUUUCUAGUUUAGUUUACUUCUUCGGUUACACCAUGAGGGGAUCCCUUUGUACACCUACUUUGCACAUGUUUAGUUAAUUUAUUAGUGACAUUCAUAAUUUGUUACCGAAUUAACUAUUUUAUGGAAAUUUGAGUUAUAAAAACCCCAUGUAAAAUCGAA
Messenger RNA from Erythranthe guttata (spotted monkey flower), 2606 nucleotides. RefSeq lists its product as uncharacterized. The record is from RefSeq and is a predicted model, not a curated record. Gene Ontology annotation, molecular function: beta-glucosidase activity. NCBI's taxonomy places the organism in Eukaryota, Viridiplantae, Streptophyta, Magnoliopsida, Lamiales, Phrymaceae. Gene Ontology annotation, biological process: glucan catabolic process.